Messenger RNA from Dentiscutata heterogama, 675 nucleotides. The record is from the annotation of a GenBank genome assembly. NCBI's taxonomy places the organism in Eukaryota, Fungi, Glomeromycota, Glomeromycetes, Diversisporales, Gigasporaceae.
GUAAUCUUCAUCUAUUUAAUGGAGAAAUUGAUAAUGUAUUUUUUAACCUUCAAGCAAAAUACGGUGAAAUGUUUGAAGUAUUUAUAGGUUCAGAACGUAAAAUUUGGUUAGGAGAUGCAAAACUUAUUAAGAAAAUUAAUGACCAUCAUCAAAAUCAAACUUUCCAAUUCGUGCUAAGGAAUCGUGGAACGAUGGUAACUCAAAGUAUUAUGAUAUAUUCAUUCUUAAGUCAAUUUGUUCAAAAUUUUUUAAUGAAUUGGAUGGAUACUGGAUGGUUUCAGGAAAUGAAUUUGAUCUCUCAAAAUGGAUUUACAAAGACAGAAGAAAAGAAAUUGAAAUACCCAAAAGACGAAAUAUUAAGUUCAGAUAUCUUAACAUUGUUUAUAUGUGUUAAUGCAGAAAGGAGUAUGCGAAUUAAUAAAGAAAAUAUACCUAUGGUUGAUGACGAGAUCAUGCAGCUUAUGCUCGAAUCAAUAACUGGAGGCUCCACGUUAUGCUUCACAAUAUCCUUUCUUUGCUUGAAUCCUGUAGCAAUUUAUGAAGAAAUAGAUCGAAUCUUUUGUAAUGAUAGAGCUCGUCCCAUAACUACGAUGAUAUUAUUAAAAAUGACUUAUACUGAAGCUUGUAUUAAAGAAUCUUUACGUAUUAUCCCUAUAGCACCAAUUCUUUAUAAAA